Mesorhabditis spiculigera is the source of this 1743-nucleotide messenger RNA. NCBI's taxonomy places the organism in Eukaryota, Metazoa, Nematoda, Chromadorea, Rhabditida, Rhabditidae. The record is from the annotation of a GenBank genome assembly.
AUGGUGCUGGCCUUGAGGAGCUACAACGCACGCUUCAGCCCAGCCAUGGCCACCGCCGUAGCCCCCGUCACGGCCAGCGUGGCCACACCGUUUGCCGAUGCCCAUAUUGCGGGCCCGCCACGAUUUGAACGGCCUCAACUUGAUGAAGCUUGUCCGGUUUGCGGGGACAAGGUUUCCGGAUACCACUACGGAUUGCUCACGUGCGAGAGCUGCAAGGGUUUCUUCAAACGAACAGUACAAAACAAGAAGCAAUAUCAAUGUUCCGCCGAACAAAAUUGUACCGUCGACAAAACAUGCCGAAAGCGAUGCCCCUGCUGUCGAUACAAGAAAUGCAUCGAACAGGCCGUCCGAGAGGAUCGAAUGAGGGGUGGAAGGAAUAAAUUUGGCUCCUACUACAAAAAAGAUCGGGCCCAACGGAUGCAGCGGCAACAAGUUCGAGGCGUCCCCCAGACUCCGACAACAUUUUUCCAACAACAACCAAUCGAUCAGCACAUCGUCACGAGCAGCACGAACGACACGAGGACGAUACUGCAGCCAACGCAGCAGAUACAGUACUUUGACCACAAGUUGAAGCAGGAGUAUGACAACUUGCUGCAGUCGCCCACCCUUUCCUCAACGUCUGCACAUUCUCCGCAAAUUGUUGUUCCUCGAGCUGUUCCUCCUUACGUGCCAAAUUGCGAUAGUUUGGCUGCCCUCCUUGGUUCUUCGAUUGAAGAUCCGUUGUUGCGGUCACAAGCCACGCAAUACAUGACGACAGCUUAUCCUCAGAAUAUUAAGCAUGAGCCGUUUGACUACAACCGAUAUCAUGAUGCCCACCUCUUCGUCCAUCACCAUGGCGAAUACGGCGUCUUCUCCCAACCCACCACCACCUAUGCCAGCAUGCUUCCGGUGGCCCCAAUCUCAUCAAGUACGAGUUCAGCCCUGAGGACCGUGCUGGUUGCAGGAGGCUCAUCUGGCUCCAACCGAAGUUCUCCCCUCCUCCCUGUAUGCCCGGUGCCAACGGAGAAGACGAUCGACACCGUGUUCUAUGGUGGCAAGCCGAACAUCCUGAACUCGAUGGUGCAGCAUAUCAAGAGUGAGGACACGCGGAUUCAAGGAUUAUUGUCGAUGCCAAUCACCGACGCGUUGGACCCGUUCAAAUUUUGCCUACAUGCCGUUGACCAAGAUUUGCAGCAAUUGGUGGAAUGGGCAAAGUCGACGCCUUUCUUUGAGAAUCUAGACGUAAAUGACCAAACAACCCUCCUCUACACAUCAUGGUCUACCGUCCACAUGAUCGACUUCACCUGUGCUGUUGCUCGAGGCUAUCUCCCUCCCAGCAUCAAACUCACCAAUAGCAUCGAGAUUCCUAUGGGACUCGUCGCGUUGAUGGGGUCGAAUUCCGGAUUGUUGAAAUGGCAGGAGAUUGUGAGACAAAUGACCCAGUGCGGUAUCGAUGAUUCUGAUUUUGCCGCCUUCCGGUUUUUCGCACUGUUCAAUGAAGAUGCUCUUCUCACGGCCAAGGAUAAGCAAGUAAUCGACUUUGCGAGGGCCACCUUAUACAAUUGCUGGAAUGAAUUGCGGGAUCCGCAACGACUACAAUUUCUUUAUGAUGCCUUCAACGCAAUGAGAACACUCGCCCGAACCGCCGAAGCACAACUUUACGAGAAAUACCGGACAGGCAAUAUGGACGGACCAUCCGGGCUUCUCAGCGAAAUGCUCAACCAACAUCGGCCGAAUCCGUACGUUCAAACGACCAUCGUCCCC